Molecule: messenger RNA, 2001 nt
Organism: Zerene cesonia (dogface butterfly)
Lineage: Eukaryota; Metazoa; Arthropoda; Insecta; Lepidoptera; Pieridae
Product: zinc finger protein 808-like
Exons: 9
Coding region: 68-1987 (639 amino acids)
Biological process (GO): regulation of transcription by RNA polymerase II
Molecular function (GO): RNA polymerase II cis-regulatory region sequence-specific DNA binding; DNA-binding transcription factor activity
Source: RefSeq, a predicted model, not a curated record
UUUGUUAUUUAUUAUACGCAUAAAAUUCAAACUUAUAAACUAUAUAAUAUGUUAUAAUAUAUAAAUUAUGUCUUCGUACUUGUGUUUUAUAUGCCAUAGUACAGUUAAUGAUGAAACAAAUGAAGAAACACGGGAAAAGUAUAAAGAAGUCGUCGGUAUUAACCUGUGCCCCGACUCCCACCUCUGCUACAUCUGCUGUCACGUUCUGAACAAACUGUUCAUGUUUAGGUCUAUAUGUUUGAAGCGCAGUUUGGAGUAUCCAGUGUUGUUCAGCGAAAAAGGCACUAUAAAUCUGCACCGAAGCGACAUAGAAAUUAACAUAUUAUGCCCGGAAGAUUGCGAUCAGUAUCAAGUGAAACAGUAUCAAUACGAAUAUAAUAAUGAUUUUAAUGAAAAUCACUUUAACGAAAAUCAUUAUAUCGGUAUCAACAAUGAAUAUGACUUUAAUGAUAAACAAUAUGACGUCAACAAAACGGAGAAUGUUCCAGAUCAUUACAAUUAUACAAAUGAUAAUAACAUGUGUCUGAAUAAUGAUGAGAAAUUGCAUACGAACGUUAAGAUUAAUAACGAAUUUAGAUAUGAACAUUUCACGCACACAGACAAAGCUAAUAGCAAUAAUGAUUGUAAAAAUGAUAACGAUGAAAUUCACGAUAUGGAUUGUACUAAAUGCGAAAAUAAUGAAAUGAUAAAUAAUGUUGGUGCAAUAAAAAAUGAUGAUGUAACAGUCAAAGAUGAAGUUAAUAAUGAUUUAGUGACAGAACUUUAUGAAGACGAAAGUGAAGACAGACUUAUAAUUAAUACAGAUGAUGAUAAGUCGGAUAAUUAUGAUACGAAUGAUAUAAAUUAUCCUGAUGAUGAUGAUGAAAAAACAAAUGAUCGAAAUGCACCUACAAUAGAUGAAGCAAAUGAAACAAAUGCUGAGGUUAAUACGAAUGAACUCGAUACAGAAGAGAAUAUAAAUGAAUUAAGCAUAGAAGAUAAAAAAGUGAAGAAGAAAAAGUCGAAGAGGAAAGGCUUCAAGAAGAUCGUGCGGAGUCUAGAGGAGCAGAGAGCAGAGUUGGAGAGAAAUCGAAAGAGUAGGAAGUACAUAGAGGCGGAGUUUAAGUGCUACAAUUGUGCCUUAGGAUUUCUAUUUAAGGAUACCUAUCAAGCGCAUAUGAUGAGGCACGAAGAGUCAAACGGCGAGUAUCGUUGCGACACGUGCACGCUGCGCUUCGCGACGCACGCACUCCUGCGCACGCACGUCGCCUCGCAUACGGACCUCUACAGGUGUCAAAUAUGCGGGGCCACAAUGGGCCCCAGGGCCAAGCGGGGCCACGGCUGCGUGCAAACUAAGGCCGCUGAGAGUGUGGCUUGUCCGCAGUGUGGGAAUCUGUUUAGAGACGCGAACGGUCUGCAGCAGCACAUAAGGAGAGUGCAUACGAAGGUAUCGAACCGCCUGCACUCCUGUACCGUUUGCAAUGAGCAUUUCACCAACCAGUCAGUGCUGAGGACGCAUAUGAUCAAGCACAUAAAGCGAAAGUUCCAAUGCGACCAGUGCCCCAGAAUAUACAGCAGCCCCUACACGCUGACGCAACACAAGAAGUCGCACGAAAUAAACACAGAACGCUACUGCUGUACCCGUUGCGAUGCGGUUUUCACUACGAGGAAGAGCCUGCUCGCGCAUAAUAGGAACAGUCUCGCGCAUCAGACUACGGUUUUCGAGUGUCCGCUGUGCGCGCGCGCGUGCGCGUCGCGGGCGGCGCUGGCGGCGCACGCGCGCGCGCACGCGCAGGCGCCGCUGGCGUGCGCGCGCUGCGGCGGCGCGUUCGCGUCGCGGCGGUCGCUCGCGCGCCACGCGCGGGCGCACGCGGGCGACGUGCGCGUGCGCACCGCCGUCUGCCACCUGUGCGGGAAUAGCUUUAAGGGUACAAAUAAACUGAACAGGCAUCUCAGAGAGAACUGUGAGAAAGCGAAACUAGAAGAGCAUCUCGCUUCGUUGUAUUAAUAAAUCAUCUGUGA